AUGACUAUUUCGUUGAUCGUGACGAUUUACCAAAACCCAGAGCUUCAAAAGGGCUUGAAUUUGCUCAUCGUCUCUCUGACAGUUGCAGAUCUUGCCAACUGCCUGAUUGCACAACCAGUGUACAUAUACUACCUUAGCAACGAGACCAGCACCAGCUACUUGACCGCCUUUCAGAUUAUUGCGUUCAUUGGCCUCCACGCAGUUUUCCUCAACCUUACGACAAUAACUUAUCACAGGAUGAAGGCUUUGGCAAGGCCUUUCCAUCAUCUUCUUUCGGUGUCGCAGAACAGUCUUCUCGUGUACAUAGGGUUGACGUGGGUUUUUUCCAUAAUAGCUGGGGUUACCCUCGCAACAGAACCAGGAAAAGUUGCUGGUCCUUACGUCCACGGUUUGAUGAUACUUCUUCUGAUUUUUACUUACAUUAGAAUCCUGUGGGUGUCCUGGAAACGACGUCGAGGAAAAAUUUUGGCACAGGCGAGAACAGCCAAUUACCAUCAACAAGUCGCCACCAUGGAACAAGAAAAUGCAACGGCAUUGACCUCUGCUAUCUUAGUUGGCUCUACCUUAGUAUGCUUUUUGCCCGAUGUGGUACUCGAUUUGAUGGGAAAAGGAGAAGAAAACCGACUGAAAUGGGCUUACACACUUCUAUUUGCUAGUUCCGCGAUGAAUCCUUGCGUAAUCGUAUGGCGCAAUCAGCAGUUUAGAAGAACUUUGCUUCGAAUGGUACACCUUGCAAAGUGA
Messenger RNA from Pocillopora meandrina, 741 nucleotides. NCBI's taxonomy places the organism in Eukaryota, Metazoa, Cnidaria, Anthozoa, Scleractinia, Pocilloporidae. The record is from the annotation of a GenBank genome assembly.